Arabis nemorensis is the source of this 261-nucleotide messenger RNA. The record is from the annotation of a GenBank genome assembly. NCBI's taxonomy places the organism in Eukaryota, Viridiplantae, Streptophyta, Magnoliopsida, Brassicales, Brassicaceae.
AUGAGCGAGACGAGACCAGUGCCGAGGAGAGAGAGUCCAUGGGGUUUACCGGAAGGUCACCGUGAGCCAAAAGCUCACCGCUGCAAUGAUCGUGUUGAAGACGUUGUCCAGGCGUUUUUCGAAGGAAACCCGUUUAAGACGGUUCCAGGACCUUUUAAGCUAUUCUACCGAUGCAUGCGCUCUAAGCCAGGAGAGGAACCAACAGAGCCAUUCAAAUACCUCGACCUGGAGCCUCCAAAGAGAGAAGCAAAACUUGAGUAA